GCAAGAUAAUCAACUAAAAACUAAAUCCAAAUCGCCAUACGAAAUUUACUAUAGUGGCGCGUGGUACUUUAUUUGGUGGCACUGCAAAUCGGUUCUGUAUUGGUGGUGCAAGAGACAUGCUGCUUUGAGUUUUGGUCCUUAUUUUCGCUAAUUUUCACAAUAUGGAUCUGGACAAGCAGGCUGUAAAAAUCAAGUAUGAACUGCACGAAGAAAUAGACAUAGACACUGUAAAAGUAGAGAAUGAAGAUCCCAACGAAUCUGUCUGGUAAGACGCCAGGUUCUUGAAGCACCACCAAUCUCUAUAGAAAUAAGAAAAACUAAUUCCUAUUCCACAUUAAAUCUGCCAUCUCAACCUUUUUUUCUAGUAUCAAAUCCGAAAAUGCUGAAAUUAGUGAUUCUGCAGGGCUUGAACUUGAUAAUGGUGUAUAUCAGUCUGCAACUGACAAAAUGAGAAUCAAGACUGAAAUUCCAGACAUAGCUACUAAACAAGAUAGAGAAGAUUUGAGUAUCACCAGUUUGCUGCAAACAAACUCAUAUACUUGUUACUCAGCAUGGCCAAGGAAACAAGUGGAGCAGACCAAAGAAAACUGGGGUAAAACAUCUUUCAAUAAAGUAGCAAGUAAGGAAGUUAAAGUGGAAGACGAUGCCAAGGUGCAGUGUGAAGAUAAGGACAAUUCAGAGCUGAAUCAACAACUAGAUGUCCACAUGAAAAUCAAUUCAACUGCCCCGUCUGCAGAAUUAGACCUCGACAGUGCCGCGCAAAAGAACGCGCCGCAGAAGGACACCGGCAAAGAGGAGAGAUACAUUUGCUAUAUCUGUGACUUUAGUUCUAGUUGUAAGGCGGGCUUGAUAAGCCACGUCAACCGUAACAAGUGCAGAAUGAAAACCAGCGCGGUCGAAUCUCCAUCGAAAUCCAUCGUUCAUAAAAGACACCAUUUGUCCAACGAGUACGUUUGUACGAAAUGCAGAUCGGUAUUUAAAAAGAAAGCGUCUCUAGACAACCACAUAAUCAAACAGCACACCGAGUACGUUGCAUCGGUCUCGACUAGAGUGCACUCUUGUAGAAACUGCGAUUACAAAACUACGAUUAGGAGCAGUUUCCGAAGGCAUAUGCAGGUGCAUCCCAAAGCUCUUAGGUAUGACAUUGAUUCUUGAGAUUCGAAAAUCAGUUCAGUAUAUAGGUUGAUUCAGGAAAACUUUGGCAGUAUUUACAGGGCAUAAGGUAGAUUAAAAGAUAAUUUUUAGUUCUUAUAGUUACUGAGAUACAGGGUGUUGACUUUCAAUUUUGAAAUCGGAAAAUCAGAAUGUAAGGAAUUGACUUAAAAUUUUCUUCAUGAAGAACUAACAGCAUAGCCAAUAUAUACAAUUCGCCUUCCCGAAAUUUUUGUUCCUUCUGGAGAAAAAUUGGUUUGAAUAUUUUAAUUGUCCGUAUAAAAAACUUCAACCUAUUCUCUUUUGAAAACAGGCUGAAUUUGAAAAGAAUUUGUCUACAUAUUUUUGUCCCUCAUAAAAAAGUGCUUAUAUUCAGACUUGCAGAUAUUGUAAAACAAGGAAUUUAGUUUUUCUACUAAUAACGCAUUUAUUUAUGGAGCAAUGAAGUAUGAAUUCGUUUUCUAAAAGUAUUUAAGUAAAUAUUCAUGUUUGUCUAUAUACUGUAGUUUCGUCAGUAGCGUAGAAAUUUACAACAUGCUGUAUCCUGGUAACGAGACAUUUAAAGAACUUCGUUUAAUUUUUAUAUGGGCUUUUGUUAUUUUUGAAAUUGAUAAUCUAUAUGUUGCUCACAAGAUUCCGCUGGUGUAUACCUGGCAACGUGGUUAUUGUAGUUACACCAGUACAUAUUUUUGUAAGUAAACUGUAAAAUCUGAUUCAGUUGUUCAUGUUUUAUAAGAAUAUAGAUCUUAGUUUAUAUUGUUAAUUGUAAAAUAAAUAUAGCUAUAAAUUUUGUACCUUAUAGACAUACAGGCAGAUGUUCCUGGAAAAAAGAAUGUUGUAAAUUGUUUUUGUAGUUUUGAUAUAAUUUGAAAAUACACGAAAUAUUGUCAUAA
Molecule: messenger RNA, 2045 nt
Organism: Acanthoscelides obtectus
Lineage: Eukaryota; Metazoa; Arthropoda; Insecta; Coleoptera; Chrysomelidae
Source: the annotation of a GenBank genome assembly